CCCAAGGAUCCAAAUCCCAACGUUUACAUUCGAGUGUUUGAGGGUAUAAAUGGCACCCGGAUUCGACCGUUGCAUAUUUUUUUCAUAUUCAUCAAUCAAACCUCUCUGAUAUCAUCUGUAAUCGUCUUCAAUCUCUACUUUUCUGCUGUAUUCUUCUUCCUAUUUCUGCUGUUUAUCUGUAUUCUUCUUCGUAUUUACCACACACAACAAUCCAGAAACCCCAAAAUUCACUAACCUUUGAACAGAACCAAUUUAUUUAUCCCAAAAGUUGAGUACAACAGAUAUAUUACAGCUUUUUUUCAUAGAGGCAUUUAGUCGAACACUUGGUGUGCAUUGUAAUGGGUAAACGGAGAGUUUCAGUUUCGGAUAAUCCGUCGAAAGAUCGAGAAGAGUCAUGGAAAAAGAUCUUUAAAGGGCUCGUUGAUAUGAUUGAAGAUCAACAAAGACAACUUGAAUCUCUUGUUAAAGAGCGAAAAUCCCUUGAAAAAAGGUUCCAAUCGCAGCAUGAUCGAUGGGUUUUCGAUGUUAAACUCUUGGAAGAUCAUAUUUCACAGAUGACAAGAGACUCCAAAAUUAAGGACAUGGUUCGGUUUGUGGAGAAUGCGAAGGCGAAUUUGAUCAUCUCUAUGAAGCAAAAGGAAGCUACUAUGAACAAACUUAAAUUUGAAGAAGUAGACGAUGAACGAGCUGAUCUGAAACUUCUCUUUGACGAGGUCUCUCGGUUUUUAACCGAGCCAAAACGUGUAACUCGAAGCAGCGGCAAAGAUGUUGUUGAGUCAUCAUUAAAAGCAGAGAGGGAUUUUGCAUGGAACCAAUAUAUGAAAACCGAUAACAAGCUGCAAGAACUCAUUAAGAGGACCAAAUCUGAAGUUGAAGGUGCGAAUGAAAAGUUGCAGAAACUGAUAUAUGAUUUGGAGCAAUCAGAAUCGUUAAACAUGGAGAAAGACAGAGAGAUUUCAUCGUUAAAAGAUGAUAUGGUUGUGCUAGAACUUGAUUCGAGAAAAAAAAGUGAAGAAAUUUCCCGACUUACUAAAGAGUUGGAGUUGUUAAGAGGCGAUUCUGAUCGCUCUAUUACACCUGUGUUACGUCGUUGUAUGGCGGCGGAUUCAUCAAAAAACAGUCGUUCGAGUGAUAUGGCUAUCGUCAAGAAGGGAGGAAGAAGUUCCAAGAGAAAAUCAACAGAAUCCAAACCAAUGCUUAGAAAACGGCAAGCUACAUAAUUUGAGUGAUUUUUGUUUUUUUUUUUUGGUGUUGAUUUUUCUAGUGUUACUGUGUUAGGAAACGGCAAUUAGCCUUUUGUAUAGAGUGUGUUUUUUAGAACACCGACUCUUUGACUUUUCACGGUCAACUAGUCACCUUAGCAGUUGUCUAAUUUGAGAUUAGAAUCCUAAUCCGUAUGUAGUUAAUUAUCUUAA
Messenger RNA from Helianthus annuus (common sunflower), 1415 nucleotides. Its product is annotated as polyamine-modulated factor 1-binding protein 1. Lineage: Eukaryota; Viridiplantae; Streptophyta; Magnoliopsida; Asterales; Asteraceae. The record is from RefSeq and is a predicted model, not a curated record. Bases 339 to 1220 code for a protein of 293 amino acids. The transcript is spliced from 5 exons.